Molecule: messenger RNA, 1172 nt
Organism: Macrobrachium nipponense
Lineage: Eukaryota; Metazoa; Arthropoda; Malacostraca; Decapoda; Palaemonidae
Product: phenazine biosynthesis-like domain-containing protein 2
Exons: 7
Coding region: 134-1027 (297 amino acids)
Biological process (GO): biosynthetic process
Cellular component (GO): cytoplasm
Molecular function (GO): isomerase activity
Source: RefSeq, a predicted model, not a curated record
AGGAAAAUAAACGAAAUUCAUGUCAAACUCUAAGGCAGACAUGUCAUGACGUCAUCAAGACAGACAAUGCGGGCUUAGCAACUGGUCUGAAUUUGAUAACUUAAUUUAGUUGUUGUUACGGAGUGCAGUCAAAAUGAAACUUCAGAUUUUCACAGUGGAUGCCUUCAGCAGUCGCCCUUUCGAGGGCAAUCCAGCGGCUGUUGUACCCCUUACCGAGGAACUGGACGACGAAACACUACAGAAAAUCGCCAGUGAGAUGAACCUCUCAGAAACGGCCUACAUUCGACCCACUGGCUCUGGUUUCGACUGGGUUGAGUCGAAUCACUUCUCUCUAAGAUGGUUCACGCCAGUGUCGGAGAUACCUCUGUGUGGACACGCUACACUCGCGUCUGCUCACGUUAUAUUCUCCUGUCUUGGAAACACCAGAAACGAGAUCAAAUUCGACACGCUGAGCGGAGAGCUGAUCGUCAGGAGGGAAAAAGACGAACAACUCGUGAUGGAUUUUCCCGCAAACGCCCCGAAAGCUCUGGAUUCAAAGCAAACUCUUCUUCUCGCGCCUUUGGUGGAGGCUUCCACGACCUCUCUGAGGAGCAAGGUCCAAGAAGUGAGGCUCUGUAGCACCAUCAAGUAUCUGCUGAUAAGGUUUAAUGAUUCUGUCACGAGGGAGGACCUGGAAGGAGUCCAGCCGAACUACAGCGAGAUGAUGAAGGUCCACGACGGGUCUUUGGUGAAGGGCGUCAUCCUUACUGCUGUAGGGGACGCCCAUAAGGGCGGCCCUUCGAAGUAUCAUGUGUUCUCCAGGUUCCUGGGGCCCUGGUACGGAGUGAAUGAAGACCCUGUGACUGGGUCGGCCCACACGGUACUGGGACCUUACUGGUCCAAAGAAUUGGGAAUUCAAGAGCUAUUUUGUCGCCAGUGUUGUAGGCGGGGUGGUGACGUCACGGCGUUGCACAAACCUGAAACGCAAAGGGUCCAUUUGAAAGGCGUUGGAACGACGGUCAUUAACGGUCACAUAACGAUCGGCUGAUUGAUUGGUCGGCGGAAAAUGGCGUCGCAGGGAUUGAGGUCAAGGAGGGGGUGAAGCUGGGUGAGGUGGAGAAUUGAUUUUGAAGUUGGUUUUGUUGUGAAGUUCUGGGGAGGAAUUUGGAAUAAAUGUUGGAGAACUUGACAAA